UUCUCCCAUCACUAAUCAUAUCGCGAGUGACAGAAGCGGACAGAGAGCAGGGCAGACAGACCGCGCGUGCAUCAUCAGUGUGUGAGUGUGUGUGUGUUGCGUGUGUGCAGCUGGUGAGGGAGGAGGGAGGAGUGUAUCCUUGCAGGAGCUUUUCCCUGUUGUAGUAACCGACUACGAGCCAUUACUCACUGCAGCAGCAAUCACCCUCUCGGCAUUAGUGAGCCAGACACACCAACCUGUCUGUCCCCUCCUCUUUCUCUCUCUCUCUCUCCCUCUCUCCAUCUCUCUCUCUCUCUCUCUCUCUCUCUCUCCCUCUCUGCAUAAUCAGCAGAGCUGUGUCCUCUCCUCUUCAUCACUCUGCCACUCCUGCGGCACUGCUCUCUGCUUGAAGGGGACACUGGCCUGCUCCUCACCCACUGAUUCUGCAUGACUGUCACAAAGAUGUCAUGGCGUCCGACCUACCGAAGCUCCAAGUUUCGAAAUGUCUACGGGAAGGUCACCAACCGGGAGCACUGCUUCGACGGUGUCCCCAUCACCAAGAACGUCCAUGACAACCACUUCUGUGCCGUCAACUCCAAGUUCGUCGCGGUGGUCACGGAGAGUUCGGGCGGAGGCUCUUUCAUCGUCAUACCUGUGGUUCAGGCCGGCCGCCUGGACUCUCACUACCCAAAAGUGUGUGGUCAUCAAGGCAACGUGCUGGACAUCAAAUGGAAUCCGUUCUUUGAAAACGUCAUCGCGUCUUGCUCCGAGGACACGUCGGUGCGGGUAUGGGAGAUCCCAGAGGGCGGUCUGAGGCGCAACAUGAAUGAGGCCGUGCUGGAGCUGUACGGUCACAGCAGACGUGUGGGUCUGAUCGAGUGGCAUCCCACCAGCAGCGGCAUCCUCUUCAGCGCCGGCUACGACUACAAGAUCCUGAUCUGGAACCUGGAGAUCGGAGAGCCGGUGAAAAUGAUCGACUGUCACCACGACGUGAUCCUCAGCAUGUCCUUCAACACGGACGGCAGCCUGCUGGCCACCAGCUGCAAGGACAAGACGCUGCGAGUCAUCGAGCCGCGCUCCGGCAGAGUCCUGCAGCAAGCCAGCUGUAAGAACCACCGUGUAAACCGAGUGGUUUUCCUGGGCAACAUGAAGCGGCUGCUCACCACGGGGGUUUCUCGCUGGAACACCCGGCAGAUCGCUCUGUGGGAUCAGGAGGAUUUGUCGAUGCCAAUUGCGGAGGAGGACAUAGACGGCCUCUCAGGGCUGUUGUUUCCCUUCUACGACGCUGACACACACAUGCUGUACCUGGCAGGAAAGGGCGACGGUAACAUCCGUUACUUUGAGAUCACCACGGAGAAGCCCUACUUGCAGUAUCUAAUGGAGUUCAGGUCCCCGGCUCCACAGAAAGGACUGGGCGUGAUGCCGAAGCACGGGCUGGACGUGUCGGCCUGCGAGGUGUUCCGCUUCUACAAGCUCGUCACCCUGAAGGGUUUGAUUGAGCCCAUUUCCAUGAUCGUGCCGAGGAGGUCAGACACAUACCAGGAGGACAUCUACCCCAUGACAGCAGGAACAGAACCGGCGCUGUCUGCCAGCGAAUGGCUGAGCGGCAUCGACAGAGACCCAGUGUUGAUGUCUCUGAAGGAAGGUUACCAGCGGCCAAACCAGUUAGUGUUCAAGGCCCCAGUGAAGGAGAAGAAGAGUGUUGUGGUGAACGGCAUCGACCUGCUGGAGAACGUCCCACCCAGGACAGAGAACGAGCUCCUGCGGAUGUUCUUCCGGCAGCAGGACGAGCUCAAGCGGCUGAAAGAGGAGCUGACCACCAAGGACGUGCGAAUACGCCAACUGGAGCUGGAGCUCAACAACCUGAAGAACGUUAGCCCCAACAACGUGUGACCUCGCAGCCUCCGGGACUGACACAGCUGCU
Messenger RNA from Pleuronectes platessa (European plaice), 1903 nucleotides. RefSeq names its product coronin, actin binding protein, 2Ba (gene coro2ba). Gene Ontology annotation, molecular function: actin filament binding. The coding region runs from base 427 to 1872 and encodes 481 amino acids. Lineage: Eukaryota; Metazoa; Chordata; Actinopteri; Pleuronectiformes; Pleuronectidae. The transcript has 12 exons. The record is from RefSeq and is a predicted model, not a curated record. Gene Ontology annotation, biological process: actin filament organization.